Molecule: messenger RNA, 651 nt
Organism: Gigantopelta aegis
Lineage: Eukaryota; Metazoa; Mollusca; Gastropoda; Neomphalida; Peltospiridae
Product: atrial natriuretic peptide receptor 3-like
Exons: 4
Coding region: 151-651 (166 amino acids)
Molecular function (GO): peptide hormone binding; signaling receptor activity
Source: RefSeq, a predicted model, not a curated record
CCCAAACUCAUUCAUGCUUUUGUUUUGUUUCUUCUACUAAUUGACGUCGUCGUGGUCAUUGUUUCAGAAACCGUCGACGUGUUUUUCGGGCCUUGCUGCGACUACGCCGCAGCUCCCGUGGCGCGACAGAUCCCGUACUGGAACAAACCCAUGGUGACGGCCGCCGCCAUGGCCCGAGACUUCGGCCGAGUUAAGAAAUCCAUGUUUCAACUGCUGACGCGGGUUGGACCGAUAUUCAACUCGCUGGUGGAAAUGCUCAUUCUUAUAUUCAAGCAUUUUAAAUGGAACCGAGUUAAACUAAUAUAUGACCCGGAAGCAAACGAACAUAUCGUAGACCGGUAUUGUCACAUUCUUACGGAUGGAAUUCACCACGGUCUACGGACAGAACGAAGGAAAAAUCUCACGCACGAGUAUUACAAGUUUCACAAGAUGGCCGACAUACUCUCGGGACUGGAACACGAGAUUGGGCGAGAAUUUGCAGCAAGUUUUGAUCUUAAAUUACUUCUGAACAUUGUUGCAAUAAAAUUAUACACGCAAAAGGGAGAUCUUGAAGUCCAACUAAGCCCAAAACAGGAGGUGCCUGUCCUAAGAGAGGUUGGCGCCUACGGAGAGAUGAGGACCGGUCCAGCAGUCAGUGACGGGAUCAGGUGA